Molecule: messenger RNA, 30345 nt
Organism: Spirometra erinaceieuropaei
Lineage: Eukaryota; Metazoa; Platyhelminthes; Cestoda; Diphyllobothriidea; Diphyllobothriidae
Source: the annotation of a GenBank genome assembly
AUGGGCCGCGACCUGAGAGUUGGCGUCAUUUCUCCGCACCGCUGCCGCAUGUUCGGCAAGUCGCGUCCGGAGCAGUCUUCCAGUUUCUCCGAUGUAGUUGAUUUAUCCGCAACUGCACUGGAUCUGGUAAACGACUCCAGAUGUUUGUUGCCGUGGAAGUGGGUCUUUUGGUCUCAUCAUUUGAUGCCUUAUAGUGGCCUCCGUUCUGUGUGCAACUCCAACCUCAAGUGGUUCAAGAAGGCGACUAAGGGCCUCGGAGACGUUCGCUGGUGCUAGAGACCCGUUGAGGUUUACGGUCGAGAACGAGAAGUUUCCCAAAUCAAAGGUCCAGAAGAACGACUCACUAGGACAGUCCUCAUUGCUGCGCGGAGACCAGCGACGCCAGAGCGAGGUGCAGCGCGCACCAGAGUGAGACCCGGCUACGACAGAUCAGUGGAAGCCAUAAUAUCGACCAGCUGCACGAAGUCUCCAAGCCGAGGGUUGAGUCACAUGCAGCUCAAUCAUCUGACUGGCGGGGGGUUCAGUACCGGCCAUAGACCCGCGGGUUACAACUAGUCUGUGAACCAGCCGAACAGUGUAUCUGUGUAGGAGUCUCUUGGCCGCAUGUGUUGGUCGUACGUAUGCCGAAUGGCCGAAAGGGGCAUGAAUAAAUUUAAAAAACAACCGCCAUUUUGUUCGGCAAGGAUAUGGGGUAAGCGAGCUGUUAGUCAUGCAUAAACAGAUAAUAUUCCAAACAGUUUGUCAACCGGUUAGGUUCGCACACAUUACUUAGAACCUAGCUUUAACAGCUCAGAGUAAUUAUUGCUGUCUUUUUGGGCCCCUUAGCUUAAUCGACAUUUGCCUGCUAGUAACAGGAUGUAGAACGUACUUAUCUCCCUGUGAUCAACGCUCGAUCUAGAGGGGAAUUACGUGCCAUUUCUGCGUGUCCAUCAAGACUGUGAGGUUUGUCUGGAACAACUAUUCGCACUUUCCGGCAGACGACUAAAAGAAGACACCAGACGAUAACUGGUGAGGGACAGACUGCCUUGAAGUUGGCAGUAAGGAUUGUAGUUGUUAAACCAUGUUGUCGGGUCAGAACUCGGGGAAGCAGAAUUGGAUGAGACACCUUUAUGGAGUGGGAACGUCCAAACUUCCAGUAGUAUGCUCUGGUGAGGGGCGGAUGGCCGGCGAGCGCUAGAGCCGCAUGAAGGCCAAUUGCAUGAUCGACCAACGCCUGAACCCGAUGAGACCUCGAGACCAAGUGCGUGAUUAUGAGGAUUAUAGUAUACGCGGUAUAUUCAGUUAAGCGUUGAAGUGUAGUAGGUAGCAAAACUGUCAGGCUUUGCAUUGAUUCCCUGUAUGAGCAGUUCCAAGUUCCUGGAGAUGGGCGAUCAUAUAUUAUCGCUUUUUAAUUUCCUCAGAAAUUAUCUGCGAAGUCGGAGCAGCUCAGUUUAUUCAAGAUCUAUAGGCUCAGACGGAGAAUUUUAUGUAUGAAUAUUUGGGCCAAAUCCCAUCAGCCACAGCGAGUAACCACAUAAUAUUAAUUAACUGUCGACAGACAGCUAGUUGUAUGCUUUAGGGUAAGGUGAUACCAUACUAACAGCACAGGUACUAGUCAAAAGCCCAUUGGCUAGUACCUGUGCUGUUAGUAUGGUACUACCUUACCCUAAAGAUCAUAUAUUAAGUGUUAAGGGUCGUUCCAUCCGUGAUAAACGCCAUCACUGCACGCCCUGUGUCCCACCAUUCACACUUUUGUCCUUCCCGAGGGCGUUUGGACAUAAAGUCUCAGAAUUCAACGGUUUGGAAUGCAGCACAAACGGCGAGCGCAGACGAGACAUAAAACACAGCGUUUACAGGAGCCGCGUUAGGCUGUGAGUUCCCUAAUACGAGUGCUUUUCGCCUGCGGGAACCGCAGAACCAGGAGUUCUGACAGGCGCAUGUAAAUGAGGCGUGAGAGCUUUUAAUCACAAUUUAUCUAUUGUUCUCCAUUUUAAGGAGGUAUACCCUUCCAGAGAUUGUUUCUGACUUCAGGCGUACUCCCACAGCCUGAUGGAGCCUUACGGGAAUUUCUGAUAUGACUAUACACACCCAGACAUGGACAGUGCAGGCCUCAAACAGGGAUUCCGUGAUGAACUGCAUGUCCGGAGAAGGGUGGAGAGGGUAGUAGAAAGUAAAUUUUGACAAGUUAAACUGUGAACUGGCUUCAGUGGUGCCUUUUUGUAUCGUAACGCAAUCUCCACAAGAUAUAAGUGGAAAAAUUAGAAACUAUAACCAUGGGGUCAGUGACGGAUACAUGAGGACUAAACGAACUACACUGAGUGGACAUACUGCGUUCAGUCAAUAAGGAGACAUCAGAAUUCACAUUCUGGGCAUUCUAAAAACUGUUGCUGACGAUGUAACUCGUGGAAAUAAGCGUAAAGAUUUAGAGUCAUUUCAGGUAGCUAGAAAUUCGACCAACUGCAGGCCUUUCCUCAAGGCAGUUGACUGGCGCAGAAAAUCAGGCUUAUUCGCUUCAAGUAAAUCGUUCACCCGCCUUGAAGUCAAAGAUGGCUCGAUGGGCGGCUAGACCGAAUUAUAACUGUCCCUCCCUCCCUCGCCCCCUUAAAAUCAACCCUCAGACCAAAAUCUAGACCUUGAACGCGGCAAGUUCCAGCAACAUUCCAACGCUAAUGUUGAAUGCCGUUCAUAGUAAUUCCGAGAACGGUGACAGCAGAACCAACCCCGAGAAUGUCAUGCAAUCUUAACGCGAACGCUUCUAAACUGUGCUCUCCCUAAUAAGCCCCUAAGCGUUUAAGUAUUGAACCCUGUUCAUAUGAGCAUACGCCAUUAUGAUAAAAUAUCCUAGUUUUGUGAGCGUCUGCUAUGUCAUGAUCAGCAAAUCAUGGCCAUCGCAGCCCAGUGUGUGCUGGGAGUUCUCCGGUAGAUGCGUUUGCGCUCCCGCUGGGUAGGCAGGAUCAUGUGCAUGUCUGUCGAGUCAUCCUCGUCUUUUCUGUUGUCUUUGUCGGUAGUAGUCAAAAUUCUGGCCAAGUGUUUUUUGUGGACCAGGAGGUGUGGUAGCUCGCCCAGGUGCGGCUCCGGCCGUGCCAGCCACCUGCGCUCUCUCCCCUCUCUUCUUGACUUUGUCUUGGCACCGGGCUUGGAUGGGGGAGGUUGUGAGAGUGCGGUAGAGGCUGCGCAAGUCUGCUAUCCCUAUAAACCAAGUCACGACCAAGUCACCGUCCCUGCUCUCACCCUGCUGUGUAGCAUACAGUGGGCAUCGUCGGUUGCGAGAGUCGAAUUAUCAUGAGUAAAUAUUGUGCCAUAUUAGUGCUCCUUAUUUUAGAGAAAUAGGUUAUAUUUUGAAAAUACCGUUCUACAGUUUUCAACAAAAACACCCCCAUUCAGAAUAAAGAUUGAUAGGUGACGAGAGAGAGAGAGAGAGUUAGUAGGUUUGCAUAAAAACUAUUCAAACAUUAUGGGGCAGUUCAAGUCUCACGUUAGGUAUCUUGCUAGAGAUGGUAAUAUUGAACGCUGGCAUGUCAAUGGAAGCCACGGCACAAGGGUCCGAAAGACAUCGCAGCCAUUAAUUCAGAGUGAAGGGCAUGGACAAUGUCAUUCAGAAUUCGACCACCAAAUUGCUUGAUCAUUAUGAAAUGUCGUUGCCUUAAUAUAUCGGCUAAAAGGGUAUAAGAAAUACCGGCAGCAGAAGAGAUCUUUCCGGAGACACGUUUAAAAUGACCAUGUCUUUUUUAAGGCAAUGCUAUCACGUUUUCUUUUUCCUGCGGCUUUAUGGCGUACGCUGCCACCAAGCAAAUAAGUUGAGCAACCGGCUGGUCAACGAGCCCGUGGCUCAGUUGUUAGAGGGGUUGCACUUCUAACCAACAGGUCGCGUGAUCGAGCCCCAGGCGUCCCACACUUAGUGGUUGGGUAUGACCGGCUGACGACGGCUAAUAAGCCAGAAAUGGUCACUCCAGUCUCCCUUGUCUUUGUCGUUAAGAUCAUUCUGUUGAUACUUCUAAAUGUAUCAUUUCCAGGAUAGAUAGUCAAACGUCUGCCGACCAAAUGUAGUCUAAAGAAGUAAAAAUGACGGGCAUACUAUCGAAAUUAUCGUUUCCAAAGUCAAUAGCCCAAUGCAAGGACCUAUCUGGGAAAAGUAACAACCAUGCAAGCACGGACUUCAGGGGGUGGUUAUAUCACGGCGCUGCCGCAUUGACGAAUUAAUUUAGCCUAUCGUCUUCAAUGCACCGGAAGGUUGGCGUCACGCAGUGCAGGCAACCGCACGAAUGCCCCUCACACCUCUGUGCUUUUGGUCUAGUCGACCUAUCAAAAGCGAGCCGGCAUUCUAAGUCACGAAUCACGGAAAACACAUUUGCUGUCAACAACAAACAGCGUGCUGUGCGCGAGAGCGGAACCUAUCGUCUUUGCUGAGUAAAUGUCGUUUCCCUAGUUGUCUGGUUGUCUCACUAGCUCACCCAGUGCGCUCAUUUUUUUCGGCACUCGCAGGCUGGCUGACUUUCGGGAGUUCAGAUGCCACACGAUCUACUACCCACUGCCGAUUUUGCCGAGAAAAGCCAAGCACAACCAACCGGCCGCCCGCCAUCGCAUAUCGAUCAUUCGCCAGUCGCGUAGCUAACUGUAGGUCUGCUGUUAGCUGCGCUCUGAUUGGUCCGUGCGACUGUAUAACCGACGAUCACCCACGGGCAGUAGUCCGACUUGUCGCGUUGGCUGUGCGCAGUGAGUUGUGGUGUUUUCUUUUACGACUGAUUCCAUUUUGUUCUAUUUUAAGGCACCGCCUUUCUUCUGGGGUGACACAACAGCCAUAGGGCAGACAGUGGGACUAAAAAGACCCCUAUUUUGUAAUUGAAAACGUCCAGUGGAGGGGGAGGUUUGAUAUUCGAUCGGAUUUUGUAUUUCCUAAAGGGGGGGGGGGACACUAAAGGUCCAAGUUAAACUCUUAAAAUAAGGCUUGAGAGUCAGUAGCCCUACUUAUUAGGGAGAAAAAGAGCAUGUCUUAUUGUUUUGCACAGGGAAUUCGUUCGCCUAGGUAGAUAAAUCUUUUAUGCGAGUUAAAAAAGGCCAUUUCGCAAGUAAGCACGCCAAAGUUAAAGCACAAGUAACUGCACCCCUCAAAAACUUCCUUGGUUUAAAAUUGCGGCAUCUUUUGCCAACUAAGUUAAUUUUUGGUGCGAAGCUGGACGUGAGGCUUGUUUGCUUUUACGGCAAUUUGACCUUGGUGACGAGGCUUUCGGGUAUCAGUGAAAUUCUUAUUUUGGGGAGAAUUCAGUAUAGCCUACUACGAAGGAAAAAGACUUGGCGAUAUACGACGGAGAAUGCCUUCGUAAAACGCAGAACAACUUAAUUAGACCGAAAAUCUUACAUUUGUAACUCGGUCGUCGGCAUAAGUUUUGUGUCCACUAAGUCUCCUUCAACUUCAUAUACUUUUACGAGAAUGUAGCGUUCAAUCGUUCACUUGUUAUCAUGGUUUAAUAAACCUAUUACCGGCAGAACAGGUCAUUAGCAUAAGCUUGCUUCUAGUAAGAAGGAAAGGCCUGUGGCAGUUGAAAGUGAUAUUACGAAGUUCUGCACUGAUCUCGGAUUUCAUUCAUCGGCCUGGGAGUUUAAGCCAAAAAUAAGUUUUUGACUUUUCAACUAAAGCACAUGUUUUACUGUAUAACCCAGAUUUGGAGUCAAUCCCAGAAGUUUGAAGCGUCGUGUUCGGAGUUAAAAAGGCAUAUAGUGUCCCAAAAGAUUUAUUGACAAGGAUAAAGGGGCCCGCAUUGGUCAUUUCUUGUGUAUUUUCCAGCCGUAUCCAAACCGGCAAGAUGUGUGAUCAUGACUCAGUUGGUAGAACGCUCGGUUCAAGGAUCAUCUGGGCUCGAGUGCGAACCUCGUUGCCAUCGGACACGAUGUUGGGGCAUGGCUGGCUGAGGGCAGGAGAGAAGGAAACAGUGGCCAAUCCAGUCUCGCCUGCCUUGCUCUUUGCUAAUCCUUCUUGAUUCCUGAUUGUUCAGCACCUGUGAGGGUUCCUAUCGGGGCUUCAGGGCGGGAUAGGUCAGUAGACGCCAUUCUCAUGCAAUUGCAUGCGGUCCAUAUUCUCACAGCCGCCGUCGAGAUCCCAACACUUGUGCGAUAAGCUGAUGCGGAUUCACUCUGACCUAUUUUGUCAUUUUUUAGCAAGAGCACAUGACUCCUCGGUCCUUAGAGAUCACGGGAACUGGACGGAUAGCUCGAAAUCACCUCGUGACGAGGUCGUAGGAAAAUAGCUUGCUUUGUCCUACAAGUUUUGCAUUGAACGAUUCGAUAUUUGAGCUGCUAGGAGACAUACGAUCACUUCUGUUGAUUUUCAAAAAAGGCCAGGUACUUUCAGAUCCUGGGAGGCUGAAGGUGGGGUUCACCAGUCUCGCGUUUCGCCCGGGUGGAUUAUCGAUCUCAUCAGUAUGAGACUGCUGCUUGCCCUUGAACAGCAGACAGAGGGGUUCCUGAUAAAGGCUGCCCCUCCAUCAGUGAACCAAAGUUAGAAUUUUCCGAUGACCUGCGUAGAGCCGACCGACUAAGCUCGUGAUUGGUCCAUCAACUCUGUAGGCUUGUCAGCCCCUGUUGAACCUCCUGUGAGGACACCGGAAAUAAACAGCUGACUUUCCGAAGGUUGAAAGGGCCGCGGUCACAGUACAGUAAAAUCACUCACCGGAGCAUGGUGACUUUUGCAGUUUUGUGCAUUAAAAUGGCGAGUCGAACCGUAUCUAAAAAUAGCCACGCAAAAGACCUCACGGAACUGCGUGCUAUCCGAGCACGUGAGAGUUAUUCUCGAACUAAGCGUGUUGGUUAGGGGCUGGAGCGAGUCUGUUGAUGAAUUCCUAAAUCUCACCCCUUCACGAUUUACUACUGAAUUCAGGCAGAUAAAGCAAACUCGGGUGAGGGCUUAACCGACUGCCGACUUAUAAAGAAUUCGCCAGCCUCGUCGGGCUUUGAGCCUGUGACAAAAAAGGCCAAGCCUUCGGCACAGGUAACACUAGCCACCUGGGUUACUAGUACGGCGGAUGACUACCGGACUCACUUUUGACAUAUGAGAUUGGCGUUCGCUGUUAUGACUUGCUUGCAGGACAAACAUGUGCGCAUCCGCGAAGCAACCAGCAAAAAAGACCAAGAAAGACCGGGGAACUUGCACGCCGGUUUCUGGCUUGCCAAUCCCCAUCAGGAAGUGAUGAUGUUGAUGAUAAUUCCAGCGUCCUCACCCUUGUCGACAACGCUUCUGAGUCAAACAGAACUGGUUGAUUAGCACCACACUUCUACGUUGUGUGGUCUGGUAGUUUCUUUACUAGUUUUCGCUGCCUUUCCCCGAGCUAAGUGCCAGUUAAGGGUGUGGCAAUUCAGCCGUCGCAAAUGGUGACAUCCGACAGCUCGACCGUCGAGUUCGACGAUGUCCACCGCGUGCUACACAGCAAGAUGCAGCACGCACAGUGACUUGCGCGUGAAUUAGUUUAUAGUGAGAGUAGACUUACGCAGCAUCUACCGCACUCUCUCCUCCUCCUCCUCCUCCUCCUCCUCCUCCUCCUCCUCCCCCACCUGGACCCGGUGUCAAGACAGAGUCAAGAAGACGGAGACGGGGGAGGGAGCGCAGUCGGAUGGCACGGUCGAGCCUGCAUCUUGGUGACAUCCACUGCGUGCCUCAAAGACUGGGCGCAGCACCGGUAUCUUGCGCGCGAAUUUUUUUUUUAUUAUGAAUGAACCUACCGCACUCUCUCUUCCCUCACCCACCUGGCUCCGGUGGCAGGCCAAUGUCAAGACGUCCGGCGGUGAGUGCGGGCUCAGGGACUGACAAAGCUAAACGGCCCGUCUACGCGGACCACACACAUGACCUGUCCUCCAAAGCAUGCAUCAGGCCUCCGUAAGGGCGACUCAGAGCUCACGUGUACGAGAGUAUCGUAAUGGUCACAUUGGGAAGGAACCACUGACAAAGCAAUUCACCCCCCUUACUGACCAGAUAAUCGUGUCGAACAAUUUGCUUGAUGUUCUUAGGCCAUGACCGAGUUGUCCUGUCAGUUGGGACCCCCCGAAGCCAUGACUAUUAGAGCACUGUGGUGGAGUAAGGCGCGUCAGAUUCAUUAUCAUGAGAAAUGCGCCGCAUUGCUGUGAAGAUGGAUUUUUUAGUGUCAGUUACACUCUCUUUUCCCUUUCCGCUGUACGAGCCUGACAGUCGACUGGAUUGGGCUCAGUGACUGACAGUCCGUCUACGUGAGCCACGACGCACGCCGAGAACAUGUAUGUAAUGUAUGAACCCUUAUUGAAUACCAGGAUGUGAAGAGUGGCGUGCGCUCCCAGGGUAUAUUGAGUAACCUAAAAGCGGGCAGUCGCGGGAAUGACCUAUAUCUAGGAAACUUUGCCAGAAACAGGCCAUACACGCAGUCAGAUAAAGUUUGCUAUUCAGAGGUAAGGCAGCAUCAAUUAUUUGCAGUGUAAACAAACGUGUCUUGGUAGAACACCCAUAGCGGAAUGGGAAGGUCAGCGGUUCGAUCCCGUCCGUGUGCAUCCAGGGGUCACCAAAGGCGGUCCGCCUACGCAAAACUCCGGUCGUCCUGCCUCCUCACUGUCAUGCGAAUGCAUCGGGUGUGGGCAGAGAGAGAGAGGGUGAGGUUGACGCUGCGAGAGCCUCCUUAAUCGGCAGCUCGACCAUCGCGAACGACGAUACCCGUCGUAGGGCGGGCGCAGGAGCGGCAACUUGCACGCGAACGCGCAGACUUGAACGGCAUCUACCGCAUCCUCUCCCCCCUCCAGCCGCCUUAGUCAGACAGAGUCAGGAAGACCGGAGGCGAGAUCGGACACAGUGGUUGACAAGACUGGACAGCCCUCUACGCGUACCACACACACGACUUUCCCAUUAGUUGGCAGCCUUCCUGGCCACGGUUCCUAGUACAUCGUGAUAGUCUAGAGUCGCUUGAGUUUGUUUAUAUUGAGAAAUACGCUCUGAGUACUGUGGGGACGCAACCUCUCUUCCUUUUCUUGGGCAGUAAUUCACUGUACGAACUAAUCAAUCAUCUGAUGCGGGGAUUGAGCCUGUGCCUAGGCGUGCCGCUAAUUCCCCCCUCAAAUGUGUAGCAUUUGCUUCGGACACGCACUCCCAAUUAUGGGUUUCGUGCCCUUAUCUAGCCCGCACCUUGGGCAGGUGCAUUUCAUGCGUGGCCCAAUGUAGGGGACACAACCUACUUAGUGGUAAAGGGACGCUCACUGGUCGAACUGGAAUGACCAUUUUUUGGCCUAUAAACCGUCAUCAGCCAGCCACAUCCAAUCUGAGGUGUGAAACUCCCGCGAUUUGUUGGUUGGAAGUCCAACGUCCCUAACCACUGAGUUACGGACUCGUUGUCCUGUCGGUUGCGAUCGACUGGCGACGGCUGAUAAGCUAAAACUGUCUCCCUUAUCUUCUUCGGCAACGCUAUAUAGCCUGCUAAAUCACAAACAGACACACCCACAGGUCACCGACUAAGUUCACCUCAUAGGAGAGUAGUGAACCACAUUGCACACGACAGUUGGACUAUUCAGGCAAACGGUUCUGGUAAUUAGCUCGUGAAAGACUAUCUCGGGCGUAUAACACAGUGUCGAAGAAAUUGCGAGUAUACUUCACAGUUAUUUGCGUAUCUUCUCAAAUGCGUUUUAGUGUUCCGGAUAUUUACGAAGGAAUGCACUAAGCAGAACUUACUGACCAAGCAAUUCACCUCCAUAACUGACCGGAUAAUCGUGUUGAUCAGUUUGCUUGAUGUUCUUAGGCCAUGAGUUCGGCAUCAAAACCGGUUAAUGGUGCCCCUGCAAGAUUCUACUCGGCUUCUCUUCUUCAGACAAGCAGACGCUUUCGGCCGAAGAGACGUAGUGUCAGAAGACGAAGAUCUGAUCAGUGGAACAAGAAAUUUAUUGGCCUGACGUUUCGGAUUCUCACUCGAAUCCAUCAUCAGAGACAGUCGCAGAUAAGGGUAAUGGCGGCACAAGGAGUGCAGUAUUUAUAGCACGUGGCCGCCGUGGGACCAUAUGCGCACUGUAAAUAACAGCUCUCACAAUCACCGCUGGGGUUGCAAUCGAGGCGAUAGUGGCUUGUCAGUCCGCGUCCGAGUAGUUAAUGACCGUGAUUUCGUCAUCCAUGCUGGAUGCUGGUGUGACGAUUGCUCGGCAAAUUGGCCACUGUCACUGGGAUAACUGCUUCCGCGCACCCUCCCCAGGUGACUGAUUCCACUGCCCGAGGAAAUUCUCAGAACGGAAUAUGGUACCGGGAGGUCAUUGCACUUGUUGACGGAUUGCGGGCCUGAGAACCAUGACUCGAGCAGCUCGCGGCUCACGCGGUCGUCACCCCUUGCGAGGAUUUCGGCCUCUUGAAACUUGAAAAUAUGGCCGGGUCCCGUCAAAUGAGCCGCCACCUGAGAGCUAGCGUUUGCCUGCCUCACUGCUGCUAUGUACUCGGCAGUUCGCGUCCGGAGUAAUCUCCCAGUUCCUCCGACGUAGUUGCUUUGUCCGCAACUGCACCAGAUCCGGUAAACGACUCCUGACGUUUCCUGCAGUGACCGUGGGUCUUUCGGCCUCAUGAAUUGGCGCCUAAUGGUUGCUUAUAGCCUGUGUGCAACCCCAACUCCAAGUGGAGUGAGUAGGCGGCUGAUGGCUUCAGAGACGUUCUUCACGUACGGAAGAGCCCGCCAAAAUUUUGGGCCGGUUGGAUUUGGUCUCGGGUGUCGUCUUCGCAUGCACUGGUUGACAAAUUUGCGCGGGUAGCCACUGGCUCUCAUUACCCGCCAAAGAUAUUGUAGAGUCGUUUACCGGAUCUGGUGCAGUUGCGGAUUACAAUAUCUUCGACGGGUAAUGAGAGCCAAUGGUUACCCGCGCAACUUUGUCAACCAGUAGCCGCUCAUCGGACAGAGAUAUGGGGUCACCUAUCUAUGUCUUGGCUACGCGGAUUCCUCGUCCGCUGUUCCCAAGAUACAUGCGCUUAAAGUGCUUUUAUCUGUGGGUGGCAGCCGAAACGCUGUCGGCCUUGCAAACAAAAUAAAAGACACCUGACUCAGAAAGUACUUCUGCAGACAAGAAGACCCCCAGACAGUAUGUUGCUCGCGUGAAUACUGCUCCACUUAACACUCGAGAGAGCUCUGAAAACAGUCCAACUUCGAUUUGCAUCAGACUGGCAGAUCCGAUUUCACCUCCGGGGAAGCCUUGUUAGCUGAGGGCCGCGAAAAGUCCAAAUGUCGCAGACCGUCCUCCUGGUGUAUAGGAGCCGCAAAAAACGUUCACAAUCUUGUCCUUCAAGGCACGAGUAAGUCGGCGACUUUAACCCUUAUCCGAUCUCAUGAACUGUUGGCUGAAAUUUUGAAGUGCGUUUUCGAUUAGGAAGGAUUACUUGGGCGCGGUUGUAAUAAUUAUUAUCUUGGGGCAUACUCUUAUAACAUUCGGACUCGGCAGGAUGUCAGCUUUUGGAUACACUGCUUUCCAAUCUCCUGUAGAAGCCGUACUUGGUGAAAAAUGACUACUUAUUAAGCAUGUAUUUUUCCAAUUGAUUUUCGAUGCACUUAUAUUUUCAAAUAUAUUUUAUAGAAACCAUAAACAAAAAUAUGCUUCCUUUCAGUCAUUUGAUAGAGAAUUACAUCGUCUUUAUAUUUUAUACUCAAGGAUGGAUUAUAGUUAGGCUUUAAGAAGUUUCUUAUUAUGCGAUUUUUUAAGACCGCUCAAUGUCUAUUCACAUAGUAUCGUACCUGGACGUCUAGCACAGCUCCUCAUGGAAUGUGCAACAUAGUCCGCAUCCAUUGCAAAAUUUAAUGGACUUUUUAUGAUAUAUUUUUAAUGGCAUAGAAAAAUAUGUUAGUUUCUUUGCGCGGAACUCAGGCAUCAUGUAGACUGAAAUCACUAUGCGCUAAUGCAACGAAUGAUCAGGCUGCGAAUUAUUCGGCAAUUAGAAAACCUUUUUAAGGCCUAAUUGUACUACUUCCUCGGGUAUAAAAUAUAAAGACGUGAUUCUCUAUUUAUUGACUGAGAGAAAGCAUAUUUUUGUUUAUGGUUUCUAUAAGAUGUAUUUGAAUUUGCAAGACCAUUGAAAAUCAAAGGGAAAAAUGUAUGCUUAAUAAGUAGCCAUUUUUUACCAAGUACGGCUUCUACAGAAGAUUGAAAAGCAGUGUAUUCAAAAGCUGAUAUCCUGCCGAGCCCGAAAUGUUAUAAGAUUAUGCCGCAAGAUAAUAAGUAUUACAACCGCGCCCAAGUAAUCCUUCCUAAUCGAAAAGGCAUUUCAGAAUGUCAGCCAACAUUUCGUGAGAUCGGUCACUCGCUGUAACUACUGAUUCCGACUUUAAAUGCAACGGUACUUAGACCCACCCGUCUCAGGCUAGCAGUCCUAUUAAAAUCUAGCUUGCAGGCCUCACAGGUUGAACCGUAGGUUUCUGGCAUUCAGAUAUACAUGAUGCGUUCCGACGAAUUCACAGGCGCUAUGCUCUGUGCGCCAAAUUGCGACAAACAAACUCGGACGCCGCGAUAGUUUUAAUUAUCGAGGAGUAUAACAAAUUUGCAGCUUAUCUGUUUGCUUUUGUAAACUGCCCAUAACUGAACCUCUGAUCGGAAAACCUGUCUCGGACCCAGCUGGUCAUUGGACUGGAGCCGCGUACAAUCAUUCGCGAUGCGCACUUAAGGUCACGUGAGAGGGGGGUUCUUCGAUGUGAAAUCCUCGCGAGGCGACAUCGGGAGCGCUCUUAUCCCACCCUGAACUGGUGAUCACAGCUCUCACGUGACCUUGAAUGUUCCCGAUUGCAGUCUCUCGAGCGUGACCACGUGAGUUAAACAGCGCUGAGCCGAGCUCAACGACCAUCUCUGUCCUGACUCGACCUCCAGGUCUUUCCGACGGCGAAUAAAACGGAAAUGGUUACGCCAUUAUCUCCCCCCUGUGUGUCGGAAACCGUUCUCGAUAGUUCACUGCCAGUUGCUAUGCGACAGCUGUUGAAUAAAGCUGCAGUGGCAGGAGCGGACGUCCGUUUUCCGCCCUGGAGCUGACCACAUCGAUGGGCACGAGGUUUUCAUGGGUUCUCAAUAUGGUGGGCGUUUUAAUUUCUCCAGAAAUUAAUGCGCGAACUCAGUGUAAAUGCUUCGGGAGCAGCAUUUUAAAGUUCGAUCCGAAAGUUGAAAUAGAUAUUUGAGCUGACGUUCAUUAUCUUCAGCGGAGUGACUGACGGUUAGACCGUCGAUUUCGACGAUGUCCACCGUCUGCUCCACAUCAAAGUGAGAGCGGGGACGGUGACUUGCGCGUGAACUAGUUUAUACUGAUAGUGGGCUUGCGAAGCAUUUACUGCACUCUCUCCUCCUCUACCCCCUGAAGCCGGCGUCAUGACCGAGUCAAAAAGACCAGAGGUGGGAGAAGACGAAGUUGGCUGGCGCAGCCGGGGCCGCUCCUUGGCGUGCACCCACACCCGGUUCGAAGCCCACACAGCGGAAGUGCCAUUGCAGCCUGACUUUCGACCCACCAGUCGACCACUUCACGCAACAACACGCAGGUGUGAGUUCCAAGCUGUCCUGUCAGUUAGUAAUAUUCCAAGCCGUGGCUUUUGGCGCACUGUGAUAGCUCCAAGCGUGUCAGAUUGCUUAUAAUGAGAAAAAUGCACUGAGACGUCGGCCUCACUCUCUACUCCCAACCCCAGGCACCAACCAGCGGAAUAACUGCAUGAUAAGUACGUUCUGACAACAGGCAGUCAGCAAUAUAAAAAAACUGGUUGAUUUGCCAUACUCCCGGGAAUUGGCUUCGUCGAUUUUAUAACGUUGCAUGACGCAGCUGGGAGGGAUUUCGUUCAUGAGUGAGUCAGCGAGUCAUCAUACUGACAGAACGGGUAGGAAACAGAAGCCCUGACUAGAUCUGUAUACAUGAAGUUUUCGCGCCUUCACAAUAUGCUUGGGCGGCUCCGUUCAAGUUAUAAUGCGUGAUGUGUGAAUCGUAAGAAGGAAAACGGUCAGUCUGGUAUUUUAUUUUGCGCCAGUACAGUUCCAUAGAAAGCAACCGGGUUUUUGACAAUUCUCUGAAAAAGAGUUAGUGCGACAUCCUUAUUCAGUUUUGCGACUACUUAAGGCCCUGACUUUCAGUAGUAUUGGAAUGAAGAUGGGGGCGUAAGGUCUCAUCGGGCCACUAACUGGUGUUGCUUCGUGCUCUUCUUAACUGGCCUCUCUUGGCUUCUCUGCAGUGGAUUGUCUUGUGGCGUUUAAUCCAGAUCAGGGUGGGACUGACUUUUGUGGCUCCCUAAACAGAACAUGGAAUUAGGAACGCCCCGGCCAAGUAAUGAAGGUGGACCUGCGUAUAAUUCUAGAAAUGGGAAAAAUAUUCCCUCCUAUUAACUCCAACAAUAAUCCUAGUAUAAAACUAAACCGUUGCCCCGAUUUUAACUCUAACCCUACGUAAGCGCAUAAUUCUGCAACUUACUCUAGCCCCCACCUUAAACCGAAACUUGAUCCUGACUUACAUUACCGUUAGCUUUAAAUCUAGUCUUAACCCUAUUCCUUAACUUACAGUAGGUGGGCUAACUCGUGAAAUGUCAACCGAAAUUUCGAAAUGCGUUCUCGUUUCGAAAAGAUUAAUUAAGUACAGUUGUAAAACUAAUUAUCAUGUAGCAUAAUUCUACAAUGAUCCAGUUACCUCAGGGUGUCGGCUUUCGAAUGAACGUAUUUUCGACUGCAUGCAAGAACUGUACUCUGAAAAAAACGACUACUUAAGUAGCAUGCAGCUUUCUCAUUGACUUUCGAUGCCCUUAAAAAUUCAAUUAUAUAUCAUGGAAAACAUGCAUAAAAAUAUCCACUCUUUUGAUCAUUCGGUAGAAAAUCACUUCUUCCGAGUUUUACUCGAAAGAAGGGUAUAAUUCGGUUUGAAAAACUUUUCUAAUUCCCGAAUAAUUUUGAACUUGACCUGCUGUUACACUGGCAUUCAGGGUUCCAAAACUACAAGCCGUUUUUUCCGUGUACGGAAAAUCAGGCAUUUCUCUACAGUAUUAAGAGGAGACCAUAUGGGGUUCUUAAAUGAAGCAGUGAAUUUGAGCAGUAUUGUUAACUUUACAAGCCACAUUCGUAAACGCAGAUACAUGACGUUUUAUGAACGGGCAUUUCACGGUACUGAAAUAUCUCACAAUUAGAAAUUUUUUGAAACCGAAUUAUACCCUUCCUUCGAGUUUAAAAUUGAAAGAAUACCUGAUUUUCUACCUAAUAAGUGAAAGAAUGAAUAUUUUUAUGCAUGUUUUCCAUGAUAUAUAAUUGAAUUUUUAAGGGCAUCGAAAGUCAAUGAGAAAAUUGCAUGCUACUUAAGUAGUCGUUUAUUGCAGAGUAUAGUUCUUGCAUGCAGUCGGAAAUACGUUCAUUCGAAAGCCAACACCCUGAGGUGACUGGAUCAUUAUUGAAUUAUGCUACAUGAUGUUUAGUUUUACAAUCCUACUUAAUUAAUCUUUUCGAAACGAGAACGCAUUUCGAAAUUUCGGUUGACAUUUCGUGAGUUAGCCCACCUACUGUAAUCCCAACUCUUACCUUAAAUCUAGCCCUAAUUUCACUUGAUGUCUGCUCAAAGACGUUCGUGUUGCAGGCGGCUACUGUUCUCAUGUCCUGUUUAGACAUUCACAGAAGUCAUUCCUACCCAGAUCGGUGUGCAUGUCACCACGUUUAACUCGUGACAGACUCAGAGAAACAAAUUUCUAUUGAGGAACACCCACCCACUCAUUCACUCGGUGUAAGCACGAGAAUUCAAAUUUCAGGUUUACUUUGGCUCUUCACUAGCAGGCACUGGACAGAGUAGAAAGUCAAAAGACCUUUUCAGUUCAGUUCGGUUUUAAAUGCAAUUUGCUUCUGUAAUUUUCCAAAAUUUAUGAACUUUCAAAUCUGUUUCGUCGCGCACACACGCACACUCAACUUUACCUGCUUGCUGAGCAGCAGUCGCGCAUUUCUCGCAAACCAGCGGGGGCGGGCUUCUUUAUGCGAGCAUGCUUGCCGAUAAUCUGGCUUUGUAGAUAUGACCUCGUGCAUUUACAGCAAUCCUCCAGACUUCGGUUCAUUGCUGACCUCAAUCUCCGCUCUGCGCUCGAGAUACCGCACCGGCAGCCUUCUGGCCACUGUAGACUCCGCUGUUACAAACUUCACACACAGGAGAGAGAGAGGGCACCAUUUAGACUCGAGACAAUGACCCGGUUCAGCAUGUCCUUCUUCGGGUUCAUCUCUUGUAUCUGCCAUGCUUGUGAGGUCACCCUAACUAGCACAGGACAUGGCCAAAUUUGGAGGUGUAGGGGCCAGAACACCUGUGUAAGGAAGUAUGGAAUGCUGAUCAUUCGAAAAGUUAAGUUGUAUAUCCGACGUCCCUUCAAGUGACCUGGCCCCUCUUGUUCCUGUCAGAGUUGGUGGCCGACGACCCGUGCUGCAGGCGGUUACCGUUCUCAUGUCCUGUUUAGACGUCUAAAUAAGUCGGUCCUGGGGUCUCCUUAUUGGGAGUUAAAGUUCUGCCACCUAAACUUUCAGUCGAUUGACUGAUUGGCAGUCCACUGGAUAAGUCAUUUUCGGGACGUUAUGUUGGUCAGUCACCCCCUUUACACGUGAGAUUUCGUAUCCCGAGACCGAACUCAUCUGUUCCGAUAAAGUUCUCCCAACUACGAACUCAGUCCUCAUAGCCCAAUCUCACGCGUGGAAGGGAUCGUCAUCGCUGACUGAGUCGCAUGACUAAGUCGUAUUUACGCGCUUGUAUCCAUGCGAGCGUCUGAGUCAUGCCGUGUGUGUGCUUGGUUGCUAAGCCACGUCAUGUAACUGACACGAAAGUCCUCUCUGGUGGAAGAUGUAGUUUUUUUGUGUUUAGCAGUUUCUGCUGAGAGGUGUACACCUCUUCAACAAAACCGCACGUUUGGCUUUUCUUAUUUCCUAUAUUAGAUGACAAAAUCCGCCUUCCGGGACACCAUUCAGUUGACACGAAAUUGUCCUGUUCAUCCACGCCUGCACCGACUAGUGAGUCUAUAUAAGGGGAAUUUUCUGCAAAAAAACUAGGAAUCAGGACCGAAUCGUCAUCUGCAGGCCUGGUGAAUCGUAUUUUAGACCUACUGUACGGUAAGACGGUCUUCGACAAACGGUCUUUACGAUCGACCAAUCCGGCAAGACCUGGAGUUCACAAAAAAUCCCAAAAUAUAAACCACGCUUAGUAAACACGUGCUAGAGUAGAAAAGGCUGCGGAAAGAUGUGGUUAUGUAGCCCCACCUGACGGACACAAUACGGUUGUCGUUGGGGUUAGGGCAGCUAUUUCUCAACCACUCAAAGUACAACCGCGCAUUCCCAAUAGCUUUUCUUUUGCAUACAGCUACUUGACCUCGUCGCCUGUGCGUUCCCCGGCCCCACCUGUAAAAACCCCUAUUAUCACCGGUCCCGUAUUACAGGUGGCUAGGAUUUUUUUUACCUCAGGUGCGGCUACAUAAGCACAUCCAACCAAGGCUGCUUCAGAUGCAGUUUCGACGCGGAUCAAGGUUAUUUGGAAACGGCAGCACGCCGACGUUCGGUUAAACAUUUACGGCCGCUUGUAUGGACAUCGCUCAGAAUAAGACAACCUCGAAGAUAGGGUUUAACUUUUUUCGCAAUUUUCUGUGCUUGUAUUAUGUAGUUUUACAUAUAAUUCAGUUUGUGCAUUUUGCAAAUAGCAUUAAGAAACCUGAGAAUAUGACUCUAUCUGCGAGCGUUCGAAAAAGUCGUAAUUACAUACUCUUAAAGCUGAGGGACAUGUAUCUCUGGAGGGAAAGUACUGAAUUAGUAAUUUCCUAUAAAAACGAAUGUAUUAAAUGAAUUUUGCACAUUCCUUACGAACGGCAUGGUUGGAUUAACGGAGACGUAGGUAAUCGGUGGAUGCGUGCGCGUGCUACUUAAGUAACGUUUUCGUUCGUGUGAGAUUUACACAUAAGCCGAGAGAGAUAUCCAACCAAAAUCUAACGGGUUUCCAUGUUUGAAUAAGUCUGCUGGUACGUUCCGGGCCAAUCAGUAUUGAGCCGUCACAUUGGUUCAUGCUUAGUGAGGUUCAACGCCCCACUUUACUGUAUCUCUCAAGCCUAGUGCGCUCCUUUCCGCUUUUUUGUGCGACAGAGCCCUGAGUUCCUCACUUAUUGUCAACUGAACCAGUUAACCUUCAUUGUAUUUCGCUCCACCGUUAUUGUUGGCUUGGCGUGCUGUUUUUGGUCCACAUGAAGGACUGCACCGCAGAUGCGUUGGAAGAAGACGGGCAUAGGACUGACUCACAACACGAGUUUACCGGGCUGUGCAAAGUCUGCUAGAGUCCACAACUACAGCCUCGCGUGCGCAUGUAGCACGCCCUAGACUUGCACGUCGCCUCAGCCACUGCACCCAAUCGCAUCAUCCGUGCGAUUUACAGGCUCGUAGAGGGGAGAUAGGGUGAGGUCGACAAUGGGGAAUCCAUGCCCACGGCCGGUUUACACCAUCCUCGCUCUACUGCAUCCAACGCGCUUGAACCUUUAACAAUGCGUCAGGAGUCGUGGCUUGGGAGGUUGCCCACCGAGGGGAUUGGCCGGUCCUCCUGAUGAGUAUUUCGGAACUACAAGAAGACUGAGAGUUGGGCUGCAAUAACUCAAUACGGCCUCCACAACGCCCUCACAAGUGUGAGGUCCGAGCUGCCCUUAUGCAAGCCCGGCACGUUCAGUGGGGACGAGGUCUUGUGGGUGGUCCGCGUAGACGGGUUGUUUAUUUUUGUCAGCCAGCAAGCCCGCGCCGGUCCCCGCCCUUUUAACAUUGCCCCUCCAUCGGAACCAAGUGAUCGAGGAAGAAGGUAGGGUGCCAGUCACCUUUGCUGGACUGGUUGGUCGCGGAGACUGAUUCCUCAAUGUCGACCUCACUGUCUCUUCCAUCUUUCUUGCGCCAGCCGAAUGCCUGAACCUGUCGCUCAGCAGGUGGUGGCAUAGUCGGCGAAGGUGGGCGGACGGUAAGACGAGUAUAUAGUGACAAUGACCACAUGAGUUUGUGAUAACACGUCUCCGUCUGCAGCGUAACCCUUCUGCCCAAUUUGCUUUUUUCACCCUUUUUUUAGAACCCGCCUGAAUCGCAUGUCAAAUAUUCUCCUACUUAGAGGCAAAUCUGGAAAACUAAAAGACUCAAUCGAAGAAGAGGCCGAUCGACAGUGGAGACUGCACGGAACGCUGGGCCAUCGGCCGCUCAGCGCCGACCUCCACACACCGUCUUCAUCAUGGCCGCGGCCGCCAGUGCACGAGUCCCCAUCCUCAGCCAAUGGGAACUCGAGCUGCCGCUGCAGCGCACUGGCGGCCAAUCACGAGGCCCCUCGGGGCGCAGUGAUGUCGCGGCGACAAAGGUACGCCAGCUCUUGACACAUGGCCUCUCUUUUUUAUGCCUCCGGAUUCAUUAAAGUCACGCCCAAAAGGUGCAAACGUACGCAGCGGGGUUCUACGAGCAUCGUUGUCACACCCAAAACCUGCAUGAAAUGGGUGAACUCUUAAAGCAUGCCGGAAGUCUUUCAAAAAAGUGGAGGGUCGCAGCAUGUACCAAAUCUCAUGCGCUAGAGUUGAUUUUCAGACAAGAAAGGUGACUCAUAUAGGCUUGCAAUACUUAUUAUUAUGCAGCGAAGUAUUUUAUUAUGAAGGCGCGAUCUGCUGGCUCCAGAGUUAGAAUUUACUCGUCUUUUCGAAACAAGAUUUCUUUGCGAGAAGGGCUUUCAUCGAUCGUUUUGCGGGGCAUGCUUGUCCCGUUGCGCCUCUCAGACAUUCCCAUUACGACCUCUAAUGAUGUAGGAAGGAAUGCUGGUAAAGACAAGGGUUUCUGUCAGGUCAACGGGCUCGUGGCCCAGUGGUUAGAGGCGUGGACUUCUAACUAACAGGUCGCGAAUUCGAGCCUCGGGUGUGCCCCACUUCGGGGUUUGGGUAUGACUGGCUGACGACGGCUAAUAAGCCAGAAAUGGCCAUUCCAGUCUCCAUUGUCUUUGUCGGUAAUAGCAUUCUGCCUAUAUCAUGGCGCCGCUGUGGGGUUGCUGGUUGGGCUCGAAAGAGAGCCCAUAAGGCACAACGGAACGAGUGACUUCCGUAAGAACGAUCGGUGAGCGCCCCUCUACCAUUGUAUAUUCCCGAUCGAAACCGACAGGUCAACGGGCUCGUGGCCCAGUGGUUAGAGGGAUGGACUUCUAACUAACAGGCUGCAAGUUCGAGCCUUGGGUGUUCCCCAAUUCGGGGUUGGGUAUGACUGGCUGACGACGGCUAAUAAGCCAGAAAUGUUCAUUCCAGUCUUCCUUGUCUUUGUCGGUAGUAAGAUACGGUUUCUGUCUUAUUAGUCGUCUUUAGCCAGCCAUACCCAAUCCGAGGCUUGGAUAACCUGGGACGAGCAUGUCCUGAAACUCUAUUGGUAGACGUCCUUCCUCUGAUAGUAUAGGUCUCCAGUUUUAACCGACGACAAAAUAGGGACCGGUGGCUCAGUGGUAUAGCCUGGGACGUAAAAAACCCAGCAGGAAACAUCCCGGAUUCAAAUUCAAGGUCUUAAGGACCUGGGGUUAGAUGAGGCCGGUUGACGUUGGUCAGAAAUGGCCGUCCAGGUCACCUAUGCUUUAGUCGGUAAUCCCUCCUGCACUUAUCUAUUGUCCGAUCGUCUCACUGAUGCUUCCCUGAAGUUGGAAAUGCCUCCGAGGCAAGACAAACAUUUUGAGAGUUCGCGCGACUGAAUUUGCAGUCUACUUUCUGCUCACGAAAGGUGCUAGUUGGUCUGGAAAUGCAUAAAUCAGAAUCUGGCGUCAUAUUGUUUUGGUAAUAAGUAGAACGUCCUCGGGCAACACCCAAACCGGACAGUAAUGAAAUCUUAUGGAAAUAACAGAAACCAGCAGUCUCACUGCAUGCGUGUAUUUGUAGUUGAUACGCAGUCCUGUCACCUUAAGUAGAGACCGGUAUUCCUCAAAGCCACUGGCGCCAGUCGUAUAAGGAAGAAAGAAACGAACCACAGAGUGCUGGCGUGAGCAGGGCGCUGUUAUUUGUAGUCGUGUCACUCUGUAACGAACGUUUUAAUUCAUUAAAACAAAGCAACCUACAUCAUUAAAAAUGCUGAAUUUUGUAAGACAUGGAUAACAGGUAUGUCCGGAUGAUAUGUUUGAAGAACAACCGAAUUAUCAAAACAUUAAAAAGCUGGAUUUGUUGAUAAUAGCAUGUCAGAUAAUCUUAGUCCUACCAAUCAGAGAAAAACAUUGCCACGAAAAUGGAGAAGCGCUAAAAGUCUACCGGGUUCGAAGACCUUAUCUCCCAUGUCCAAUUUUCUAGCUUCACUGGCUUCGCUGCUUUUUAAUUUCCCCAGAAAUUAACUGUAAACUUGGAGUAAUUCAGUACAUUCUAAGUAUUUAGGCUCCGACCGAAGUGUUUAUGCAUGAAUAUUUGGGCCGAAGUCCGUCAGCCACAGCGUAAUAUUCACUAACUGCCGACAGGCAACUAGUAGUAUACUUUAGGGUGAAGGCAUACCAUACUAACAGCACAGGUAUUCACCAAAAGCCCAUACACGCGUGUUUCGCGGAUAUUCUGCCGCUGCAUGACGCAGCUGCGAGGGGUUCGGCUCAUCCUUAUAUUACGUUGUCGGUUUGAGUGUCUAUGUACACUCACUGAGUCCGCCCACUUAAGUUUCUGGACAAUUUUCUGAAUUUUGAAUUUUGUGCAACCCUGCAACAGCGCUGCUUGUUGUCCUCAUACGUGUCUGCUUUGAAUAGACCUCGCAUGAUUCAAUGGACGUUUCCUCCGUCCUUGUUUGUUAUUUCUCCUUGGACGUCGCAUGUUUCGGUCUGGGGUGACGGAGCAGGUAAAGCCCUGGGCUAACCACUACCGCCUUCAGCCCAGAUCAUGAAGAGGAAGAGGAUACGUAGCCGUACCUGGUAGGGGUUAGGGGUAAGGAGUUAGGGUGAGGGAUCAAGGGUUAGGGUUAGACGUCAGGAGUUGGGGUUAGGGUUAAACACCCUAUUAUCACUGUUCCAGUAUGACAGGCGGCUGGGUCUUGUCUACUGCAGGUACGACAACGAAAUAAGAUCCGAUCGAAUCUGCCAUAGCAACCUGGCGACCGGACGAGAGACGCGCACACCCGGCGCAGCCGCAACAGGCGCUCGGGUGUCCUGGGCGAGAGUAUGUCUGUGUCAGCCUUGAAGGUGAUUGGCCGGUUUCGACAAUUGUGAUUGGCCGAACAACAGACAGAGUAUCUCGGUUUCAGCUAUUGGCCUGACGCGAUGUGAUCAUUAUGCGGAGUCUCACCAUGUCCAACGAACGACUGAUGCUGGUGUGUGCAGGUGCAGUGUUUCCGCGGGCACCGGAGUGGGAUCAUUAUGGGGGUGCCAUGGAGCACUGUCAUUUCAUUGUUAUGCAUUCCCAAAAGUCAUGCAUGGCUUGGACAAGCUAUACCCGAAACUCCCCUGCAAUGGAACUUUUACCAAUCGGAUUACUUUUCCUCUUAAUUCUGUAUUAUGGCUGGAUCUUAUUUCGUAGCCGUACCUGCAGUAAACAAGCCCCAGCUUAACUCCUAACCCUAACCCCUAACAGGUACGGCCACGAAAUAUGAUUUUUCCCGUAUUGUUUUUGGGUUCGAAACACUCUUUGCUGACGGUUAAUUUCUAUUUAUCAACACUACUUUAAGGGGAAAAAUAUACGCAUAAAAAUCAGGAUAUGAGUAAGCCGACGGACUUAUUCAUUCGUCACACAUCACGCUCUAACUGGUCAAGCACUGGACUAUUUCCAAUGCCGUUCGAAAAUGAAUACGAUUGAUCUGAAAAGUCACAAGGGAGUUAAGGCAGACACAGCGAUACUUUUAUGUAUGCAGAAUGUCAUCCAUGAAACUGCGCCUGCCAUCGGUUGUUCAACCAUGUAACAGGAAUUGUCAUUGCCCACGAACCUCAAACUCGUCUGCUGGUCACGUAUAGCUGCUUUUCACGCGACUUUCCUCCCAUUCACACAAAUUUAACACUUUUGAUAAGGUCUUCCUGUUUUUGCUUGCACGAUCGGCGUAUUGUUCCUGCGGAAGCUGUACUUUUCUGCGGCCGGUUUUAGAGAUCCUUGAAGCAUUCAGUCUUGAGAUUCUAGCAGUUUUUGGGAUUUUAUUAGGACUGAAAUUUUAAGGAUCCUAUGUGUCUAGGCUAUGCCACGCGUGAAGUUUUUUGACGUCCCAAGUCAGGGUAACGGACCGAAGAAGCCUUUUUGGUUCGAGACCAGAUACAGUCGGAUGUGCCAAUCAUGUCAAGGCGCAGUUAGGACGAGCAUGUUCCGUCUUGCAAUCAAGUCGCGCCAGCCGUGUGUGCCAUCUACAGGCUGAUGCCCUGGUUCACCCAGACUUCGCAUGGCGCCAUCUCGUGUAGUUAUGACUCGUUAAAAUACUGUUUUCAAGUAAUUAUUGAUUUUUGACUGAGUGCAUGUUUUGUACGCAUAGAAAAUUGGUUUAUCAUGGUCUGAAAAAGCGCACAAAAUUGAAUUCCGACACGUAGAGUAAGUGUCCGAUCUCAUGAAAUGUUAGCCGGAAUUCUGAAAUGCGUUUUCGACUUGGAAGGAUUACAUAGCUGAAGUUGUAAUAUUAGUCACCACGAGGCGUAAUCCCAUGAUAUUUCGAACUCGCCAGAAUGCUGGCUUUUCGAUGUACUUCUUUGCGGCCUCCUGUAAAAACCCCACUAGAAAAAACCGGCUACUUAAGUAGUACACACUUCACAUCGGUUUUCGAUGGCCCUCUAAAUUGAAAUGAGAGAGAAGUAGGGAUUUAAUUUCUUUUGAAAGUAUGGAUUCAAAAUUGCCAGCAAAAAGGGCUCUAUCCGCUGUGUAAAGAAAGCAAGUCAACAAAUUACUCGAAAGACAAAAAGUCUUGCAUAUAAAGGAACGACUAAUUAUGGGGACAUUUCAAGGCUUCUAUAUCUCUGUCUCUUCACGCGUGGGAUAGCGUGCCAGGAAUGGUGAUACAGAAUUUCGAAAUGCCAAUGUAAGGCAAGAGAUAUGUCAAAAGCCACGACGCACUUUAUAUAAAAAUCUGCGCAAUAUUUUUCUUUUACUCACUUGAUAGCAAAUUACGUCAUACUCGCGUUUUCUUCUCGAAGAGAGAUUACCUUUAGCUUUUAAAACAGGUUUUUAUUUGUAAGGUUUUUAAGAUCAUAAGAUGUUCAUUCAUACUGAAUCGCACUUUUCCGUUUAUUGGUGCUCCUCAUGAAGUAUACAACAUAGUCCGCAUCCAUUGCGGAAUUUUGUGAAUCCUACAUUGAAUCAUUUUAAAGGUAAAGAGAAAUAUACGACUUUUCUUACGCUGAAGUAUGCACCCAUAGACUGAAGCUGUUAAAUACUAAUGCAGCAGCCUCUUUGGCCCAAAAUUACUCAGGAAUGGGAAAAGUUUUGAAGUAUAGAAUGUGAAGAUGACGUAAUUUACUAUCAAGUGAAUAAAAAGAAUAUUUUUGUGCGUAUUCUCUAUAAAAUGCAUUUCAAUCUACAGGGCCAUUGAAAAUCUAUGCGAAAAUGUGUACCAGUUAUGUAGUCAGUUUAUGCCGGAUGAGUCUUUUACAGAAGGUCGCAAAGAAAUACAUUGAAAAGCCAACAUUCUGGCGAGUUCGAAACAUCAUGGGAUUAUGCCGCGUGAUGAUUAAUCUUACCACCUCACCUAUGUAAUCUUUCCAAGUCGAAAACGCAUUUCGGAAUUUCGGCUAACAUCUAAUGAUGUCGGCCACUCGCUGUAUUUCGUGGAUUUUCAUUGGCUGGGUAACGUGACUAGGAGAGUUUCAGUGCAUCGGUGAGUUCUGCGACGUUUCAUUUUGGUAUCUCUUUAUAGCCGCAACCUUCAAAGUGAAGUGGUGUUCACUCGCCGGGUGGCGGCAAUGACUCAGCAAUGUAGGUAAGAACGACAUAAGAUCAAAGCUCGUGGCUCAAUCAGGAGUCUGUUUGAACACUAUUUCGCGAAACAAGGUUUUGUUAACGUAAGCGAAAGAAGGAAACGACUUUGUAAGAACGACUGAUGAGCUACUAAAUGUCCUAUCUGUUAAUUUACGCCCCAGGACACUCCGAGAUGGGUAAUCGGCUGGAUAUGGGGAGCUCCCGAUAAACGUCAUACUUUUUGGGCGAUCGCCACUAUUGUCACCUACCGUCCUUGUUCAACAUCCCCCCACAUCAGGGUUGGUAACCUUCUCCGCGAACGGCAUUAGCUGCGUUGAAACCACAGUCUGACCGACUGCAACACAGAGGAGUUUGGUGACCCCGACGUUAAUGGGGCCGAUAUUUACCAAAUAUGUUUGAGACUUAGUCAUUAUGAGCAACCUUUCCUCGACGAUAUCUCUGUUACGCGGUCCACUUUGAGGCUCUGUGUCUGCCAGAAUGGUGUAGUCGACCCUGAGCACGUUGGACACCCUCCUGCACCUUGUACGAGCGUGCCCAUCCAACGGCAUAAGUUGACGAGGAGGCACUAGUGCACCGCUCAAUUGUUGCCUCGAAUGCGCUUUUUGCCCCCGGAUCGAGCCGCCAAUUCGAUCACCGUUGACGCACGUCAUCUAGCCCUCGUGUGCCCUAUACCAAAGCGACCGCUUCAUCACUUUCUCCAAGGUCGACACAUUCACUUUGCUUUGUGACCGCCGGCAAGCUGUAGACGACCGUGAUCCUCACACCGCCCGCCGUCUUCGCCUUGUCGCGUCAAGCUUAUUCAUCCUCCCUGAAGAAGCCCCACACGCGCUAUCCUUGCAACAUGAAUGGAAAUUCACAUCCAGGCGGAUCAAGCCGUCCUUGCCUCAUGUAAUGCGACAGACCAUUUGGCCACAGGGCCCUUGAGCUCACGCCCACAAGCCCAGUAUAUCAGUUGAUGUAAAGCAUAAAUUUAUAUUGUCAGCACAUUCCCCGGAUUUGACAAAGGUAAUCUCUCCCUCGGGUAUCUCUUCCAUAUUCCGCUGUUCACUAGGACUUGGCUUGAUGACUGAUGGUCUGUCAGGUUCUAGUCGAAACAAUGGGUGCACAUAAGACCACAGACUCUCAUUUACGACUAUAUUUGCGCCUAAAUGCCCGUUCAUUUUCCAUGCCGGGGCAGAAAACUAAAAUCAAUAACUGCGCACCGUGUUUCCUGUUUUAGAAUGCUUUCUGGACAGUCUGAAUACCCAUGUGCGGGACAACAGUCUCAAAAUGUAACCUGGCGUCUAAUUCGAGACAAUGUUCCAAUUGAACUGGUGCUUGGUACGUGGAAGACGAAUUUUUACCUUAAAAUUUUGCCUUGUGGUUGACUGAUGACACUCUGUUCUCCGAAACGCGUAUGCUCCCUAUGUGUAGUUUUGACAUCAAAGUGCUUCGCUAGUAGACGCAUUCUAACUAGGCCAUUGGUGACUACUCAUCACCCUAAAAUAAAUAGUACUCGCUAGAUAUGGGCAGCACGCAACACAAAAGGAAAAGACCAAUCACCACCAAAAAACCCUGUUUCCCAUUGUAAAGACUUCCGGUCUCUUUGUAGGCACUGUGGGAUGUUUGCAAAUGAAAAACAGGACGCCCGAGGGCGGGGAAGGAAUUUGCGGACCCAGUCUGCGGCUCAUUCUGAAAUCUGGUGUGCUGUGUUCUGUGACUAGGUCUUUGAGCAAAAAUGCAUUUGAUGGUAGUUGGUGCAUGAUACUGCACGCAAAGGGCAGGAAGCCUUGAAUGGCCGCUGCCAGUCCAGUUCUAGUCAUCAGUCAACUGGAUGACCGAGUAACGUGGCUUCAACUCAUAAGCUUGGUAUUUGGACUUGGUCGACUGAUGAUCGUGGAUAGGCAAGAAACGACCACUCCAGUCGUCUUCCUCCACUGUCUUGCCAUCUCUAUGGCACUACUGACUGCUUCUUACUGUGUAACCUCCUUCGACGACCCAAAAAAUGUCUCUUUUUGUACUCAGAUGAGUGAAAUGCCACCCUCACACUACCCUACGCUUCAUUUCUGCAAUUCUCACUUGUAGAUACUAGCGACUUCACAGUGUGCUGCAAUGGGCGGGAAGUGCGUAACAUUGAGGUGAGUUGUCUUCUGUCUAACAGGAAAUGCUGAAGUAUUUAUUGGUGAAGUUAAGUGCCGUUUUUCUUUCGAAUGCCUCCAGCCAUCAGUGAGGUUUGCUUCAGAGACAUGCCUCGCUGGGCUGAGGCAGUCUACAGUAAAUUGCGUGACAGGCUUAGGCAAAUUCACGCUGUCCCAUUGAUUGAGCUAUCCCGCGCAAAUUCGCUGAAACCUAAACGUAGUUCAUUAUUCUUUUAAAGUAGAACUGAUGCCUGUAAAAGGUGCUAAACCCCCACAGUCAGUGCGUAAAUCUUCUGUUUGUGGGAUUUCUGUAUUUUCGUAGUUUGCAUUGAAAAAACGUAAUUGCAGCAAAUCAUUGGCAUCUAGUCAGCAGUCAGCGAGGCUACGUGCUAUCGCCUGCGGUGGUGGUGCGGUGUUUACGCUAAAUUAGACACUAUCAGGGGGUCUAUUGAAUGCGUGACGAGAACAUCUAAGGUAAUUUAUGAUGAGCUCUCCUGGCGUCACGAGGAAAUCGAUAUACGCAAAUGCAGUGGCAGCUAAUGGAUUAUGGGUCCUUUGAUCUUCCCUACUACUUAGACCCAUCGUUUGGCUUAAUUCGUCGAUGAUGACGCCCCCAGUCGGUCAAAAUGGUAAUCGCCAUUUUGGACAGGCGAGGGGACGUCGGGCGAUUGAGUUAAAGUUUAGUCCAAGACAAGAUAGACUGGAAUAGCCAUUUCCGGCUUCUAUUGGCCGUCGUCAACCAAUCAUACCCUACCCCGAGUUGUGCAACACCUGGGUCUCGAUCCCGAGACCUGUUGAUUAGAAAGAAGGGGAUUACCAACGAAGACAAGGGAUACAAUGAUGGUCAUUUCUGGAUUAUUAGCUGUCAUCAACCAGCCACACCCAACUCCGAGUUUGAGAGCGCAUGAGAUUCGAACCCAGGUUCUUUUGGCCAUUCAGUCUUCUUUCCCGUCGGUCACGAUCGGGAAUAUUAACUUGUCGAUAGAGGCGAAUAGGCGAGCGCCAGGAAACAGUUCAGAAGAAGAUGCGAUCAUUGGAACAGGAAGUUCUGUUGGCCUGACGUUUCGGAUGCUUACACCAACCCACGACAGCUGCCUCCACUACAUUUAUCUGCGACUGUAUCCGAUGUAUCCAUCACAGGGAACACUAACGGGAAUGAACCGCAAAACAACUAAGACUCGUGAAUAUCGCAAGCGACCUUGGGUUGCUUUUUUCUCUCUGAGCUUGCACUGUAACCAAAAUCUCAAAGUUCGGACCGCAAAAAGGCAGUGCCUCUAAGGACGCCUCUCCCACAAAAGGCCGUCCAGGUCUCAGGUAUUGGCGAGGUUUGGUUCUGCAGCCCCACUUGAUUGAUACCAUAUAGUUAACUUACUAAAACAAUUCUAGUUAAUAUAUCUAACUCAGCCACUCGCUGGAUUAAGAAAGGAAAAGGAACGCACGCAGAGCUCGAAUUACGCGCAGGUAAGCGAGUGAAGGUGCGAAUACGUGAUGUUCACAUCGACCAAAACUGAAAGCUAAACAUAUGGUAUCACUCAAGUGGGACUUCAAGACCAAUCCUCGUCCCGUGAGAAUCCGAAACGUCAGGCUAAUAAAACUUAUUUCAGUGAUCGCAUAUUAACUUGUGUUGGAAGUGAGUUCAUCGAUUGGGUUAUAGUACACGAUCGUUCAGCUGUGCCUUGAAGCUCAAUGAAGAAUACUCGCAGGCAGUCGCAUAACCGCCAACAAUGGUACAGAAGGCGGUACCAACAAAGACAAGGGAGAGUGGGAUGACCAUUUUUGGAUUAUUAACCAUCUUCGGACCUACCCAACCCGAGGUUUAAAGGCACCUGGUGUUCGGACCCGUGUGUUCUUAGCUAUUGAGCGUUAGUAAGUCCAAGCUCUAACCAUUAUUCUGUCAUUUUGGACCGAGAAUAUUAACUAUAGAGGUAUAAAGAUUGUUUGUCCAACGAUAUAUAUAUAUAUAUAUAUAUAUAUAUAUUAAAGGUAUUAUACCGUACUCCCGACCUAGAUACUUGCUAAAAGCCCAGACACGUGUUUCGCCGAUAUUCUGCCGCUGCGUGACACAGCUGCGAGGGGUUCGGCUCUUCAGUGGGACCCCCAGCGUUCUCUAGCGGUUUCCGGUAUAUGAACUCCAGAGAAUAAUCAGGUGAAUAAUUUCAGAAAUUAAUCAGUGCAGAACUUGGAGUUAAAUCUCCGGGACAUGACUUUUUAGGGUCAGAGCCGAAAUUUCAAUGAACAUUUGAGUCGAAGACAAUCAACUACUGUGGAAUAACCACGUAAUGCUUUUAGCAAGUAUCUAGGUCGGGAGUACGGUAUAAUACCUUUACCAUAUGAAAUUCAUACUACUCGUAGUACUACUUGUUUGUAGAAUGGGCAUUACGUGGUUAUUCCACAGUAGUUGAUUGUCUUCGACUCAAAUGUUCAUUGAAAUUUCGGCUCUGACCCUAAAAAGUCAUGUCCCGGAGAUUUAACUCCAAGUUCUGCACUGAUUAAUUUCUGAAAUUAUUCACCUGAUAUAUAUAUAUAUGACUUGGAAUCCACCGUUUAUGAGCGUCUGCUAUGCCAUGAUCAGCCAAUCAUGACCCUCGCAGCCGGGCGUGCGCUGGCAGUUGUCCGGUACCUGGUUCCCUGGCGAUAAAUACUCAUGCGCUCCCGUUAGGUAUACAGGUCGUGUGCAUGGAAGCCCAGUUGUCCACGUUCCUUCUGUUGUUGCUGUUGGCCAAAAUCCUGGUCAAGUGUUUACUGUGAGCCAGGGAAUGUGGAGCGGACUGCCAAGGUGCGGGUUCGGCCGCGCCCUCCCCGCCCCCGGUCCCCUUGACUCUGUCUUGAUACCGGGCUCAGGCGCGAAGAAGGAGAGAUUGCGGUAGAACCUGCGCAAGUCACUGUGGCUGCUUCACCUUGCUGUGGAACACACGGCGGUCAUCGUCGGAUGCGGCGGUUGAAAUAUCAUACGUAUGACUAAGUAUUUGCCUGCGGAGGUUUGAAUAAACAAUCUUUUCCAAGGCCCCGUCGGUCACCCUAAAAUAGUUUGUAUUACGAUGAAACACAAACACCCCCCCACAGUUCUGGUCUCCGCACAUUCAUGUUAACUAUGCGGCUGCUCCUAUUUAAGCCGGGAACAGGGUCGCAUCACAUGUUGUUGUUGUUGAUGCCUCGGUCACCCGUGUUUUGUUUGUUACUUCGAGUUUCUGCUGAGACAACGCGAUGUGAAGCCGACUCGCGGAAGGCGCGCCAGCGUGGACUUUCAACAGGGUCAACUCUGCCUCACCUUCACCUUCUACGCCAGCCCGACACGUCGCUUUGCUGCCCUCAUUCGGGCCGCCUUCACUUCCACCAUCAGUCUGGGUUACGAGGAUGUGGUUUCCCAGGUUACCUCAGCAGAGAAGCUGAUUCAUCUGAUGCGUUUCGGGCUUCAGUUGAGCAACUGGAAGCUGCGAAUCAACUCCCUUGAUGGCAGUUAG